Messenger RNA from Cavia porcellus (domestic guinea pig), 4959 nucleotides. RefSeq names its product solute carrier family 6 member 6 (gene Slc6a6). Gene Ontology annotation, biological process: sodium ion transmembrane transport; taurine transmembrane transport; neurotransmitter transport. The transcript has 14 exons. Gene Ontology annotation, molecular function: gamma-aminobutyric acid:sodium:chloride symporter activity; taurine:sodium symporter activity. The coding region runs from base 169 to 2031 and encodes 620 amino acids. Gene Ontology annotation, cellular component: plasma membrane. The record is from RefSeq and is a predicted model, not a curated record. Lineage: Eukaryota; Metazoa; Chordata; Mammalia; Rodentia; Caviidae.
UAUUUUUCCACCCGGCAGGAUGGGCGCUGCAGAGCCGCCUGCUCAGACAACAGCCGCGCGAGGCCGGGACGCAGCAGUCGCCCGCCGCCCGCGCCCCGCACCCGGAGCUCUGGCUGGCGGGCAGUCCGGCCUGAGGGAGCCGCACACGCACGUCCAGGAGACACAGCUAUGGCUACCAAGGAGAAGCUGUUAUGCCUGAAGGACUUCCACAAGGACAUCUUGAAGCCAUCGCCGGGCAAGAGCCCAGGCACACGACCUGAGGAUGAGGCAGAGGGCAAGCCGCCCCAGCGAGAGAAGUGGGCCAGCAAGAUUGACUUUGUGCUGUCUGUGGCAGGCGGCUUCGUGGGCUUGGGCAAUGUCUGGCGUUUCCCAUACCUCUGCUACAAGAAUGGUGGAGGUGCAUUCCUCAUCCCCUACUUCAUUUUUCUGUUUGGGAGCGGCCUGCCCGUCUUCUUUCUGGAGGUCAUCAUUGGCCAGUACACCUCGGAGGGUGGCAUCACCUGCUGGGAGAAGAUCUGCCCUCUCUUCUCUGGCAUUGGCUACGCAUCCAUUGUGAUCGUAUCACUGCUGAAUGUGUACUACAUAGUCAUCCUAGCCUGGGCCACCUACUACCUGUUCCAGUCCUUCCAGCAGGAGCUGCCCUGGGCACACUGCAACCACAGUUGGAACACGCCACAGUGCCUGGAGGACACGAUGCGCAAAAACAGGAGCCUGUCAGUCCCACUGAACUACACCAACUUCACAUCGCCCGUCAUCGAGUUCUGGGAGCGCAACGUGCUGAGCCUGUCCCCUGGGAUUGACCACCCCGGCGCGCUCAAGUGGGACCUGGCCCUCUGCCUGCUGCUCGUCUGGCUGGUGUGCUUCUUCUGCAUCUGGAAGGGUGUGCACUCCACAGGGAAGGUCGUCUACUUCACGGCCACCUUCCCAUUUGCCAUGCUGCUGGUGCUGCUGGUUCGUGGGCUGACGCUGCCUGGUGCAGGUGAGGGCAUCAAGUUCUACCUGUACCCUGACCUCAGCCGCCUGGAGGACCCACAGGUGUGGAUCGAUGCGGGGACACAGAUCUUCUUCUCCUACGCCAUCUGCCUGGGCGCUAUGACGUCGCUGGGGAGCUACAACAAAUACAAGUACAACUCGUACAGGGACUGUAUGCUGCUGGGAUGCCUCAACAGUGGUACCAGUUUUGUGUCUGGCUUCGCAAUUUUUUCCAUCCUGGGCUUCAUGGCACAAGAGCAAGGGGUGAACAUUGCUGAUGUGGCUGAGUCAGGGCCUGGCCUAGCCUUUAUCGCCUACCCGAAGGCAGUGACCAUGAUGCCGCUGCCCACCUUCUGGUCGAUUCUCUUUUUCAUUAUGCUCCUCCUGCUGGGACUGGAUAGCCAGUUUGUUGAAGUCGAGGGACAGAUCACAUCCUUGGUGGAUCUUUACCCAUCCUUCCUAAGGAAGGGUUAUCGCCGGGAAAUCUUCAUUGCCAUUGUGUGCAGCAUCAGCUACCUGCUGGGGCUGUCAAUGGUGACGGAGGGUGGCAUGUACGUGUUUCAACUCUUUGACUACUAUGCAGCUAGCGGUGUAUGCCUUUUGUGGGUUGCAUUCUUUGAAUGUAUUGUUAUUGCCUGGAUUUAUGGGGGUGAUAACCUCUAUGAUGGUAUUGAGGACAUGAUCGGCUAUCGGCCUGGACCCUGGAUGAAGUACAGCUGGGCGUUCGUCACUCCUAUUCUCUGUGUUGGCUGUUUUAUCUUCUCGCUCGCGAAGUACGUGCCCCUGACCUACAACAAGGUCUACACAUACCCGACCUGGGCCAUUGGGCUGGGCUGGGGCUUGGCCCUGUCCUCCAUGGUGUGUGUCCCUCUAGCUGUGCUCAUCCGCCUCUGCCGCACUGAGGGGCCGCUGCGUGUGCGGAUUAAGUAUCUGCUGACCCCAAGGGAGCCCAACCGUUGGGCUGUGGAGCAAGAAGGCGCUACGCCGUUUGCCGCGCACCCAGCCGCCAAUGGGAUACUCAUGCAGCCCACGCACAUCGUGGUGGAGACCAUGAUGUGACCCUGCCGCCCUGCUGUUUACUAACAUUAGAUCUCAUAGGACCAGGUUUACAGAGCUUUAUAUUUGCACUAGGAUUUUUUUUAAUUGUCACAGAAAACGUUACUCCACAUGUGUGCGCGUUUGUGUAUUGUGCGUGCGUGUGUUUCAUUUUGAUUUGGGGAUAUUUUGUACAAAAAGAAAACUCUUGGGCAGAAGUCCCCGGGGAGAAGCCGAGCUUUCAUACGGGAUUAGAUGUAUUUUAUGGGAACUUGGUAAAUUUUUCUUUGUAUCUUUUUCAUAAAACUAUAUACACUUAGAGAUUGUCAUACACUCUACCAUGUAAGUGGAUCUUCUUGCCAGCAAGAUCUCAUUUUCAAAAGCAAUUCUUGGUGCUUGCAGAGCUGGCAGAGAGCUCCACCCUGAGCCUGCAGGGCAGGGUUUUUCUAAGAUGCAGAUGCCGCCACACAGGUGCAGCCUCCAAGCCAGUCCAGGUGGGUGGAGGGGGCUGUGAGGGCACUGUGGCCAAGAAGAGCGAUGCCAGCACAGCCACCUGACCCCCUGACCAGAGCCAAGAGAGGGGGUCCUCAGCAAAUCCAAGCAUGGUAGACCACAGGAUGUGGGACCAAACCCCCAUCUUUUGAGACUGACGGUGGAAGGUCAGCGGGAACCAGGUGGACACAGGGAGCAAACAGGAACCUGGAUGGGUGGUAGGGGACAGGGCUCAGGCCGAGGAGCUACUAUGCUCCCUGAAUGUUCCAAGUAGAUCCCAGGCUGAGUAGUAGUCCAGGAACAGCUGGGUUCCACCAAGUGGGUCCUUACCAGUGCCAAACCAUCCCUAAACAUGACUACUCAGGUGCCCUCUGCCUGUGUCACCUUCCUGUCCUCGUCCCCAGCUAUUGGGAGACCCUUGACAACACCCAACUCCCAGCAAGUUUGCCAGGAGUAGCAUUCAAGGCAGGGCCUUGGUCAGGGGCAGUGCCCCCUUGAUUCUCCACCUUCUACCAUGACCUGGAUGCCCCAGUGUCCUGGUCCCUAAGCUGGUCCUGCACUUGCUGCUGUCAGAUAAUUGCAGUGUGGGGAUCGAGGGAGGAAGUGGGACAUGUGCAGAGCUGGGGAGCAGGGGGCUGGCACCCCAGAACCAAGAGAAGCGCAGCAUAUUGACACCACCCAGCGCAGACAUCUCCACUUGGAAAACCCAGAGCAGAAGCAGGACCAGUUCAAAGGCAGCCUCUUUCCAGGGAGUGGGAAGCAAUCAGGCUUUAGCAUGCAGAGUAGGACUCUCAGAUCCUAGAAGCCCACUCUCUACCCCAGAUUUGGGAGUUGGGAUGUCUUCAGUGCCCUUCCCUAGGGGCGGUGCUGGACCUCUUGUCUGUGACAUGAGUGUAUUUCUAUUUCCAAAGCUGUAAACUCUGCCAGACACUACCCAUCCCUUCACAGCUGUUGGACAUCCUGUGUCCCCUUGCUGUGUUGGUUGUUACUGCGUAUAUGAUUUGAUCGGACUCUUGUUUCCUCCUGGUUUUACUGCGUGGCAUUGUGACCUGUCUUCUUGUCUUGGGGAAUUUGUUAACCACCAUCAACGAGGAAAGGCAGGUGAUGGCUGAUGGCCCAGGCUUCUGUGGUCAUUGACUCCAACCUCCAUUCUGGCUCCAACCCCAUGGAGAGUUCUCAUGUGUGGGUCAGAGACAGAUGACCAGAGGAAGAUCUUUCUGAUGAUUCCCAGACCAAAUCCUAGACCAAAGACAUGCACAGGCUGAAUGCCUAGGCCCCGCCAGACACCUGUCUUCCUCUGGCCUCAUGCCCUCCCUGCCAGUCCAUGUACAAUGUCACCUGUCAUUGUCCCCAUGGCAAUGUGGUGCUGGUGAGAGCUGUAACUCCAAGAAUAGGGAGGAUCCCCACUGCUCUGUUAGGUCUGGAUAGGAAUAACCCUGGAUCGGGGUAAGCUUCAGCCAGGGAGCAGCCUGGGGUAGCCCCCAAGGGUUCUAUGAGUAGAUGGGGAUGUUGUGGCCCAGGAUAGGGGGGGACAAGCCGACACUGAAUCAGGCCAGUUGUGGCUCCUCCACGAGAUGGCACCCUGGGUCUUCCAGGCCACUGGAGGUUCCAUCCCUCUCCUCCCAGCCCUCUGAAAGUCAGGUGCCGAGAGCCCCACUGGCACAAGAUGAAACAGGCCCAGGUCAGCUGGGGAAAGGUGUGCAGGUGAGCUCCCUGCUGACCAGUGUCACUAUGGUGCCCAUGGCCUUAGCACUGCCCUCUGAAUGAGGUGCUCGGGGACAGCCAGUCCACGGACAGAGCGCCCCCUUCUCCAUAGGACUCAGUUACAGGCCAGGAGAGGACCCAAGAGAGGCCUGGGUCCCACUGUCCCUCAUUCUUGUGUCCACCUGGUGCCCUAAAUACCUCUGUGCAGUGAGGGAGAUGCCCACAGCAAGGGCCCUGGGUGCUGUGUCCCAUCCUCUGUGGAGUCACCAUGCUGGCACAUACUUGGUGCCUGCUGUAUUUUUGGCGUCAGACUGAGACCAGAGCUCUUGUUUUCCGCCCAGUGAAACUUCCAGUCCCUGACAACUGUGACGCUGUAUUUAGCACAAGAGAAAUGGAGAGCAUGAGUUUGCCUCCUUCCAGAAACAUGUCUGGCUCAUCGGUUUUGUAAAGCAUCAAAAUAUUUUUAAGAUAUUUUAAACUUUUGUAAAAAAAAAAAAAAAAAAAAAAGGAAAAGAAAAUCCACCAACAAAAGACUUUGCAUUGGGACAAGAUCUGGGGGUGUGAUUCAGUCCCGCGGUAUACAGGCUUCUGUGUGUAAACGUUUUAUGAUCUGAAUCCCUGUGGUGUGCGGGGGUUUCCCCCCCUUUGCUUUUUAGAUAAAUAUGUAUAUCGAUAUUUUAAAUUCAUCUUUGCUUUUUUUAGAGGAGUUUGUAAUUACCUUAUAACAUGACAAUAAACAUUUCCUUUUUAAAAUUC